AUGAGCCACAAGAGGAAUAUCUCGUUGAAACCACACGAUCUCUGGGGCACGUUGAAGGGAGACGAGGCGGGUGGAAAUCACGCCGGCACUUCUGAGUCAUCUAGCACCCCUUCCACCAACAACACAAAAAGACCUGUCAGUCCGAACCAGAGUAAGAAACUCCCGGACCGGCCUAAGCAAAUGUCUACUCAACCAGCCGCUAAGGGCGGCCCGCCCGAAGGUCUGCCGGUUUUCAUCACAGAGAGAAAUCAAUUCUUCGAACAGCUUUGGAAGGACAACGAAGAGCAACUCAAGUCACGGGACAAGCCUGACAUCAAGAUCGAAGUCACUGUUGAGGGUCAGUCCAAGGCCGAGUUCGACGGCAAAGCUUGGGAGACCACACCUGGCCAUCUAUUGAAGCACGUACCGAAGGACCGUGCUGGACAAGUCGUGGUAGCAAAAGUCGAUGGCGAGCUCUGGGAUCUCGAUCGACCACUCACCAAAGACAGCAAAGUCUCGUACCUUCUCUUCUCGGAUCCAGAAGGCCGCGAUGUCUUCUGGCACUCGUCAGCUCACGUCCUUGGAGAAUGUGCAGAGCACGAGUAUGGCUGUCGACUGUCUCACGGUCCUCCCACCGCCAUGGGUUUCUUCUACGACAUGGCUCUGGAGCCUGGCGUCGCGGUGAAGGAGUCAGAAUGGUCGUCGCUGGAGUCAAGAGCAAAGAAGUUUGUUAAGGACAAGCAACCUUUCCAGCGUCUCGAAGUCUCGAAAGAAAACCUGAAGAAGAUGUUCGGCUAUUCGAAAUACAAGAUGCAUUACAUCGAGAAGUUCAUCGAAGACGGUGAGUCGUCCACUGUGUAUCGGAACGGCGACCUUGUCGACCUGUGUCAAGGACCUCACAUUCAGAACACUCGGAAGAUCGAAGCAUUCAAAAUCAUGAAGAAUUCAUCGGCGUACUUCCUCGGAGACCAGAAUAACGACUCCCUACAACGUAUUCACGGUGUGGCAUUUCCCAACAAGAACCAGCUUAAGGACUGGGAAAACUUCCUCGAAGAAGCGAAGAAGCGGGAUCAUCAGCUCAUCGGCAAACAACAGAAGCUCUUCAUGUUCAGUCAGAUGUCGCCAGGCUCACCGUUCCUCCUCCCUCACGGCACUCGUAUCUUCAAUGCCCUUCAACAGAUGUUGCGCGAUCAGUACUGGGAACGCAACUAUACCGAAGUACAGUCUCCUAACAUGUACGAUGUCGAACUGUGGAAGAUCUCCGGCCAUUGGCAGCACUACCAAGAUGACAUGUUUCGUGUCAUUGUCAAAGACGAUACUGCCGAGCCUAUGCCUCUCUCCGACCAGAAGCCUUCCGGUGCCCCGAUCGCCAAUCCCAAGAAUGAGGACAAGGAUAAGGGUGUCUUCGCUCUCAAACCCAUGAACUGCCCAGGCCACUGCGUCAUGUUCAAGAACGAAGAGCACUCAUACCGAGACUUGCCGUGGCGUGUUGCUGACUUUGGUGUGCUUCAUCGCAACGAAGCCUCCGGUGCUUUAUCUGGCCUCACGCGUGUUCGCAAGUUCCAGCAAGAUGACACACAUAUCUUCUGCACACCCGAUCAAGUCGAGAACGAGAUCAAAGAGCUCUUUGACUUCAUGACCUACGUAUACGGCCUAUUUGGCUUUCCCUUCAAGUUCAUGCUCUCCACUCGACCGGAGGGCUACAUGGGCAAGCUAGAAGAGUGGGAUGCGGCGGAAGCACAACUCAAGAAAGCUCUGCAGGACUUCCGAGGUGAUGAUUGGGAGCUGAACGAGGGUGACGGUGCGUUUUAUGGUCCCAAGAUUGACAUCACCAUCUCCGACGCGCUGCAGCGCGAGUUCCAGUGCGCCACCAUCCAGCUGGACUUCCAAGGACCACAAAACUUCAAGCUCGAAUACCGUACCUCUCAAGACACUGCUGCUGAAGGUGCCGAGGGCAAGGCCAGUGAAGACCCCAACGCUCCAGCUGUAGGCAUGGCUCGACCGGUCAUGAUCCACCGUGCCAUCGUUGGUUCAUUCGAACGCUUCAUUGCUGUGCUGUGCGAGCACUUCGCCGGCAAGUGGCCUUUCUGGCUGUCGCCUCGCCAGGUUCUGGUCAUUCCGGUCAUGAAGGGCGCCGAGGAUUACGUGUUCGAGAUUCAGAAGAGAUUUAAGGACGCUCGGAUGUACUGCGAUGUCGAUGUCAGUGGCAACACUCUGCAAAAGAAGAUCCGCACUGGUCAGCUGGCACAGUACAAUUUCAUUUUCGUGGUCGGUGCCAAAGAGCAAGAAACCAAGACGGUGAACAUCCGCAAUCGAGACGACCCGGCGACACAGAAGCAGGGCGAGCUGAUCCCCUUGGAGAAGGCGCUCGACCGUCUCCGUGACCUGCGCGACUCCCGACGACUCGAGAGCAAGAUUGAUAUGUCUAACUAG
This is a messenger RNA of Cyphellophora attinorum, 2412 nucleotides long. Its product is annotated as Threonine--tRNA ligase, cytoplasmic. NCBI's taxonomy places the organism in Eukaryota, Fungi, Ascomycota, Eurotiomycetes, Chaetothyriales, Cyphellophoraceae. The transcript has 2 exons. Gene Ontology annotation, molecular function: threonine-tRNA ligase activity; ATP binding. The record is from RefSeq and is a predicted model, not a curated record. The coding region runs from base 1 to 2412 and encodes 803 amino acids. Gene Ontology annotation, cellular component: cytoplasm. Gene Ontology annotation, biological process: threonyl-tRNA aminoacylation.